CAUUGUUUCCCUUUCAGUGCGUGUAAGAUGCGGCUCCGGCUGUGAUGCCCCAGGGCGGUAUUGGGGCAUCAUGCCCCCGUUUUUCUUGAAGCGUUGGAUAUUCCUCAUUCAAUCUCAAUCAUUCAUUACGCCCCCCUCUCUCUCUCUCCUAUUAUCUUCUAUACCGGUUGAAAAGAGCAUUCGAAAGCCCUCAAUUUUUUGGCAACCUCUCUCUCUAUCUUCUCCCGCCUCACCACUGCCUCUGCCACGGCAAACGGCGACAUUCACCACGAAGGCCCCGCUGGCGAACACAACAUCCUCUACCGACGACCCGCCCUCCGAUCUGGAAUUCCGAUCGUCACUCGACGAUGCAUGGUACACCGCUCGGGUGGUGCUCGAAGAAAGUACCAACACGCUCGUCGUGGAGUUCGACAACUUCUACGAUUGGAAUGACAAGAGGUUCUCCGCCACGGGCUUUCCAAGCGCCAAGGCCGUGGACAAGUUCCUCGGGAGAGUGCGGCCGCUGUCGCAGCAGUUGCAAGAUGACCAGUGCUCCAGGGUCUUUGAAGGGAUGACUGUCUGUGCGUUGUUCAAGUUUGAAAAUGAUGAGACGCCGUUGUUGAAGCGAUUGCUCCUUUAGCGGAGUAUCCCGUGGUUCUGCUUUGGGUUAUGGACUAUCAAGAUCAACGUUGAAUUUUUAUUGUGGAUUCUCCGUGCUGCAAGUUGAACUUUUUGUUUGGUUAUCCAUUUGUUUGGAUACAAUUUGUUGUCCAUUUCUUUGUAUACCGUGCUUCAAUUUUUGGUUUUUCCCCUUGGCCUUGUUGUGUUUAAAGCCGCUAAUUGUGAAAUCGGCUUGCGAAUAUUGGAUGUCUUAUCACAAAUACUGAAUGUACUUACCACGAAUAAUGGAUGCACUUACUUAAAA
Molecule: messenger RNA, 904 nt
Organism: Rhododendron vialii
Lineage: Eukaryota; Viridiplantae; Streptophyta; Magnoliopsida; Ericales; Ericaceae
Exons: 2
Coding region: 71-619 (182 amino acids)
Molecular function (GO): chromatin binding
Source: RefSeq, a predicted model, not a curated record